Molecule: messenger RNA, 771 nt
Organism: Lates calcarifer (barramundi perch)
Lineage: Eukaryota; Metazoa; Chordata; Actinopteri; Centropomidae
Gene: dand5
Product: DAN domain family, member 5
Exons: 2
Coding region: 1-771 (256 amino acids)
Biological process (GO): determination of heart left/right asymmetry
Source: RefSeq, a predicted model, not a curated record
AUGGCUUUCCUCAUCAGCCUCAUCUUUUUGUCAAGCUGGACAGCUCUCGCUUUUACACUUCCUCACAACAUGUUUGACAACACUUUGAAAGGGUCCAGGGUUGAGCUUGAAUCAUCUGGCAGUGGACCAGAUGAGCCUAUUCGAGGAGUAGUCAAGGUUGUGCAGCUGGACCCUCAUGCCCUGGCCCAGUCAGGAUUCUUCAGAAGAGGACUGACCCCAAGAAGAGCCCCCUCUCUCAGCUCCAGAUUGUCCUUCCCUACCUUCUUGUCUCAGGGGCGUCCAGGUCCGGCCCCAGCCUCCAAGGCCCCCGUGAGUCCACUCCACCACCUGCGCCCUAAAGGCCCAACUGAAAUUGAGUUUAAGAAGAGACAAGGCCUGCAGAUGUGGCAGAGAGCCAUAAAUAAAGGAGACAAGAUGACUAUGUCCCUGCCAAUCAACCUGAAGGACACUAAACAGACUUGUAGUGCAGUACCUUUCACUCAGCGUGUGACGGCAGACGGAUGCGACACAGUGACAGUGCACAACAAGCUGUGUUUCGGUCAGUGCAGCUCCCUGUUUGUCCCAUCCGAGGGGGAGUUCACUGGGAUGGGGGCCCUUCACCGCCAGGCCCCCUGCUCACGCUGCGCCCCGUCCAAAGCUCACACUGUUGCCGUGCCCCUGCGCUGUGGAGCCGAGGUCCGGGAGAGGCGAGUGAUGGUAGUGGAGGAGUGCAAGUGUGAGACGGGUGGUGAGGAAAGGAGUGUCGAGGCUGCAGCUUCCUCGCAGCUGUAG